Molecule: messenger RNA, 2769 nt
Organism: Strongylocentrotus purpuratus (purple sea urchin)
Lineage: Eukaryota; Metazoa; Echinodermata; Echinoidea; Camarodonta; Strongylocentrotidae
Exons: 8
Coding region: 605-2086 (493 amino acids)
Cellular component (GO): membrane
Source: RefSeq, a predicted model, not a curated record
CGCGUAAUAAGGGCUCAAAUAACUAAUUACGCCCAAGAUCGCCCAAGAAAUCCUGAAGGAAACUACCACAUGCAAGGGAAACAUCUGCAAUCAGUGAAAGCUGAAAAGGACCUUGGAGUGACAAUUGACUGCCAACUGAAAUUUCAUCAACAUGUAUCAUCAGCGGUCAGUAAGGGGUACCAACUACUGGGAAUAAUGAAAAGAACUUUCUCGAAACUGGAUAAGACAACACUACCUAUUCUAUUCAAGACCCUAAUUAGACCACACCUUGAAUAUGGGAGUUUUCUUUGGCAUAGCAGAUAUAAAGAAGAUGCAAAGAAAAUCGAAAGAGUGCAAAGAAGAGCUACCAAAUUGGUUCGAGAAAUCAAGGACCUCCCAUAUCAAGAACGACUUAAAUACAUGAACAUGUACUCUCUGUUCUACAGAAGAAGAAGAGGAGACAUGAUCGCAGUCCACCAGAUCAUGCACGGACUAGUUGACAUUCCACAAGAUCAUUUCUUCUCCCAACCUGCAAGUAGAAGCAGAUCCACGAGAGGGCACUGUCUCAAGAUCCAGAAAGAACACUGCAGACUGGAUGUUAGAAAUUUCGAUAACAGCAUAAAAGAUGGCGAACCGUAGCUACAACAAUACUACUCAACAAGCUGUCUCGAACCAGGGAGUUGGGAUUGGGACUCCCCACUCGAACAAUGUCAAUGGCAACAACACCACAUAUCAUCGUGGUUGCGUCUCCAAGGGCUUUCAGGUGACAGGUAUAAUGCACAUUGUGGCUGGAGCUUUGUGCAUAGUGCUUGGUAUUGCAGCCAUCAUUCUCCAAGCCUAUAUUUCAUACCUGGCUAUGCCCAUUUGGGGAGGUUUACUGAUCUUCAUAGCAACUGGCACAAUCGGUGUUGCUAACUUCUACAAGCCUAAAAGCAAGAAAAUUGUAAUAGCCUACCUUGUGAUGUCCACCAUUUCUGCAUUUUUCGCUUUCAUGAUGAUGGUAACAUUUGGGAUUUUUGUUGCACAAGAUGACAAUUAUUAUGAGAGCUUUAUUUGUUAUCCCCUUCCAAGGACCCACUGCGAGAGCCCAUCGUGGUCUCGCAUUCUCGUCAACUCUGUCUUGAUCUUGGUCUUCCUUCUGGAGAUAGCUUGCGGAGUGACAUCGGCCUCUAUGUCCUGCUACAAGGCAUGUAUGUGCUGCCGACGUUGCUGCAAACUGUGCAAAGAUGAGCCAGGAAACUCAAAUAUGGUCUACUUUGCCGCCAAUAUGGGAGGUGUACCUAUGAUGACAGUGCCCAAUACACAGUGUUCAAGACCAAUCUACAUUGCAGGUGGUACGUCAGGCAAUGCUACCCAGCCUGGUCAAUUGAUGUAUCUGGCACCAAGCCCUCAGCCUCAAUCUUAUGUAGCUAUGCCAGCAGGGACCCAACAGAACCAAACUAUCCCACAAUUGCCACCACCCCCGCAGUAUCAACAAAACCCACAACUGCAGCAACAGUUCAUACAACCGCAGCCUGCAGGAAUGGUCCAGCAGCUGAGUGGCCUUCCAGCGGGACAAGCUGGCUUCGUCCAGGUCCAAGGCCCAGGGCAGAUGCAGCCUCAAGGUCUUGCUCAAACCCAGCCAGCCACAGAACAGCAACCACCUCAACAGCCACAACCAGCAGGCAUGGUCCAGCAGCCUAGUGGCCCUCAACCAGGACAAGCAGGCUUCUUCCCGGUCCAGGCCCCGGGGCAGAUGCAGCCUCAAGGUCUUGGUCCAUCCCAGGUAGUCCAACAACCACAACCAGCAGGAAUGGUCCAGCAGCUAAGUGGUUCUCCACAAGUUGGCUACUUCCAGGUGCAAGGACCUGGAGGACAGAUCCAGAUGAUCCCUGCCCAAGCACUCUACCCACAGGUCAUGAUGGCGCCAGCUCCUCAGCAACUUGCACCAACUCCGCAACCUGUACUGACUCAGCAGCCUGGACCCGCUCAGCAGCAAGUCCAGCAGACAACAGCGCCCUCUAAGCCAGCUGAAGACCAAGCUAAGGAAGAAGUCAGCGAACCAAGCGAGUUGCCUUCUGGUCAAGUCACUUCUGGCCAGUUCAGUGACCAGGCUGCACUCAUCUAAGCUUAACAAUGAAAGUUCAUCUAUCUUCAACUUACUAAUAGUCUUUGUAAUCAACAGUCCUGACAGAUGCUCCAUUUUAAUUUCAUUGUAGAGAAAUAUCAAUACACACAAGAUGUAAUUACAAAGUAUCUCCACGUUAUACAUUAGUUGUAAAUCUAAAGAACAAUCUGACAUUCUUGUUAAAUGAUUUAACUAAAAUGAUCCAAUAUCUUUGAGUACCGGGUAGGUGACUAGGUGGACCCUCUCAAAGAUAUUCAGUGUUGUCACUGUUAGUAGUACCGGCUGGAGUUUGGUCCUCAUCAGCAAGUUAUAUGUAAAGCAAAUAUGACUCUUUUUCUUAAAAAGUAGUUUUUAUUCAAAUCAGUAAAGCAUUUGAAAUUAGUGUUAUGAUACUAGCCAAAAUUAUUUUAAGAUAUGUACAUGUAUUUUACUUUUUUAUAUUAAAGCUAAGGUUGUACUGGUAAUUUGAAAUAUCUAUGUUAAAGUACUAUGUUAUGACUCAGAGUCGAAUUGAUAGUUUGGGAUUGUACAUGUAAAUACUAAUUUGUAUAUUAUGUAUGCAUACAUGCAAUUCUUAUACCAUAUUACAUAUAAUCAUAGAAAAAAUUUCACUGUACAAAUUGAAUCUCUAUUAAUUCAAAUUUCAUUGUAAAUGUGCCUAUAGGUGUUUUACUUUAAAGCGU